Molecule: messenger RNA, 1125 nt
Organism: Capronia epimyces CBS 606.96
Lineage: Eukaryota; Fungi; Ascomycota; Eurotiomycetes; Chaetothyriales; Herpotrichiellaceae
Exons: 1
Coding region: 1-1125 (374 amino acids)
Biological process (GO): thiamine diphosphate biosynthetic process; thiamine metabolic process
Molecular function (GO): ATP binding; thiamine diphosphokinase activity; thiamine binding
Source: RefSeq, a predicted model, not a curated record
AUGUCGACACCGUCACAAACGACCCCGGCGUCUGCUUCGAACUUGAAUUCGUCACAAACGACCCCAGCGUCCACUUCUAACUUGAAUUCGAAUUCGACUUCGACUUCGACUUUGAACCCAGACUCGAAUAUCACCACCACCACCACGACAUGGUAUCCAUGCGGCCUCCUCAACGGCCACGCAACCCACCCUUACGCCAUCAUCAUCCUCAACCAGCCGAUGAACCCGAACGCGCUGGACGCCGUGAUUGACGGCGCUGCGGUCCUGGUGUGUGCCGAUGCCGGAGCCGAUCGGCUGUACAGGUACCAGAAACAGUAUCAGUCCCAGAAUCAGUCCCAGAAUCAGAAUCAAAUUCGAACCAAGGUUGAUCAUGAUGAGUCCACCAAGUCGCGGGCGAAAGACCAGCCUAAAGACCACGAUCACGAUCCGGACCAGAAUCAGAACCAGAACCAGUCAUCACAAAAGCACCACCACAGCCCCAGCCACAGUCACCGUCGCAAUCGACUCCCCGACGCUAUCAUCGGAGACCUGGACUCGCUCAGUCGUGUCGUCGAAGAGCACUACCGCAGCCGCGGCGUCACCGUCAUUCAGGAUCCGGACCAGUACUCCACCGACUUUACGAAAUGUCUCAAAUGGAUCCGGCGGUGGUGUGUGGAACAGCAACAGCAACAGCAACAGCAUCAGCAUCAGCAUCAGCAUCAGCAACAACAUUACAAUGAUACUAUUAUGGAUGUCGUCGUCAUAGGUGGCCUGGGCGGUCGUGUCGACCAAGGCUUCUCGCAAAUUCACCACCUAUACAUGGCCGAGACCGACCCCAACCUCCUGCAAGGUCGCAUUUAUCUCCUGUCCGAACAAAGCUUGUCAUUUGUGCUAGCUAACGGCGACAACCUCAUCCACGUCGAGCCCGGCUAUUUCGAAGAAAACGUCGGCAUCAUCCCCGUGCUUGGUCGCUCCCUGCUCACCACCCACGGUCUUGAAUGGGAUGUGGAGCAGUGGCCCACCCAGUUCGGCGGACAGUUGAGUACCAGCAACCACAUCCGAUCUGACGAGAUACAAAUUGCAUUUCAAGGUCCAAGACCACUCUUCACCAUGGAACUGGAUAAACGGUUUGCCCGGGGAGAGUAG